AUGCACACACAAACCCUCACACCGAUCCCGAAUAACACACCCAUAACCUCAGACCCCCCACAACCCGAAACUGAAACUUCCACGCCGGCCCAACGAUCGAAAGCGAGCUCAGCUCCCGUCCCGCCUCCGAGCCAACCCGCCCUCAAUAAAAAUAAAAAUAAAAAACACCGCGCAGAAGAAAUCAUGCGUCCUCCACCUGUUGCCGCCGCCGUCGCGGCCGCAGCCGCAGGACCACCCCGCCGCCUCCUCUUCAUAGCCUCAAUAGGCAACCAGGGUCCGUACCGCCGAACCAGACACAGCGCAGGCCACAUCCUACUCGACGAGCUUCUCCCGCAAUUGCGGGCGCGAUGGAACAGCGACGCGCAGACCCAACCACAAACACAAACACAAACACCGCCCAUCGGCGCAUACUACACAACAUGGUACAGCCCAUCCUUCAUGAACGAGUCCGGGCCCAAACUAGUGCGGCAGAUGGUAAAGUCCUUCGGGCGACAAGAUGAGGUUCUGGGACAAGGCCCGGCGCUGUCGCCUUGGCUGGCUGGGCUGGUUCCUGGCGCGACGAAGACACAGACGCAGGCACAGGGGUACCCUGCUACGCUGGUUAUCUUGCACGACGAGCUCGAGGCGCCGUUGGGUAAAGUGCGUGUGAAGCGGGGUGGGCCUGAGGUUGCUAGUUUGCGCGGACAUCGGGGCUUGAUUAGUGUUUGUGAGAGUCUGCGUGGGAAAGGAUUGUACCCUGCGCAGCUGCAGGGGCAACAGGGUCAAAGGCAGCAGGGGAGGAAGGGUGGGAAGGAGGAGUGUCUGCCGCGGGAUUUGUCUAUUUUGAGGGUUGGGGUUGGGAUUGGGAGGCCGGAUAGUCGGGCGAAGAAUGCUGUUGCGGAUUAUGUGUUGGCGGAGAUGGAUGCGGUGGAGUUGGCUGCUGUUAAGAAGGCUGUUGAGCCUGUGAUGGGGGUUUUGGAAGAGGAGUUGUAUAGGGUGUGA
This is a messenger RNA of Penicillium verhagenii, 981 nucleotides long. RefSeq names its product aminoacyl-tRNA hydrolase. Gene Ontology annotation, molecular function: peptidyl-tRNA hydrolase activity. Bases 1 to 981 code for a protein of 326 amino acids. Lineage: Eukaryota; Fungi; Ascomycota; Eurotiomycetes; Eurotiales; Aspergillaceae. The record is from RefSeq and is a predicted model, not a curated record. The transcript has a single exon.